Drosophila gunungcola (fruit fly) is the source of this 295-nucleotide messenger RNA. RefSeq lists its product as uncharacterized. Lineage: Eukaryota; Metazoa; Arthropoda; Insecta; Diptera; Drosophilidae. The transcript has 2 exons. Bases 98 to 295 code for a protein of 65 amino acids. The record is from RefSeq and is a predicted model, not a curated record.
CCCUAAUGCCGCAACAGUCACACGUGCCAGUGAUAAAAAAUCCCGCGCACCUUUCAUCCAAACGCGUUAGUCACAUGUAGAUUUUUCGUAGCAGGCUAUGUCGUUGGGCAACGCAGGGCGAAUUGCUGUUUGUUGGACCGUUCUGACCGUGGGUGGCGUGUACGCUUUUGUGCUGUCGAAGCAAUCCGUUGAGAACCGGCGUUACGAGAGCAUGCGAAUUCGUGAGCGCAUGAGGAAGGCAAACCAGGGCGAUUACGACUCAACCGCAGCAUCGGACAGGCGAUUCGACUACUAA